Molecule: messenger RNA, 1113 nt
Organism: Symbiodinium necroappetens
Lineage: Eukaryota; Dinophyceae; Suessiales; Symbiodiniaceae
Source: the annotation of a GenBank genome assembly
AUGUCGGCGGCGCCGCCCUUGGCCUUCCCACUUGUCAUGGGGCUGGCUGUGCUGCUGCUGGUGGGCUACUUGCUUAGGGCGUUUUUCGUGUCCUGCAACCUGCCCGGCCCAGUGGGCGUCCUGCUCAGUGGCUGGCUCUGUGGCAAACUCGGCCUGAUGCAAACAGAAAUCCUCGAAGGACGCGACCAUUUCCAGGAAUGCGCAUUCUUCUUGGUUCUCCUCACCGCUGGCUUCGAGAUCAGUCACAAUACUCCAAAAACUCGUCAUGUGAUCCUGGGCAUUGUCCCCUGCUUCUGUGAGUUCGUCGGCAUCUCCAUCUGGGCUUGCUUCAUGGAGGAGCUGUCGCGCAUCGAAGCCUGUGUGACAGGAGCUGUCCUCUGCGGCUUAGCAGAUGGCAUUGUCAUCCCGAAGAUGAUCGAGAUGGAGGAUCAGGUACCAUCAGGAAAAGCAGAGCUCACCCGACUCGUCCUUACGACUGCUCCGCUGGAGGCCUCUUUUGUGCUGACCCUUUUCGGGCUUCUGUCGGGCUUUGCCGAAGUGUCAAAGUCGAAUUCGGCAGACCCCGCUGCAAUUAUUGGCGCCAACGUUGUUCGCUUGAUCGCAACCGUCGUCAUGGGCUUCGCCUUAGGUAACGUCACGGGCCAGAUGGUGCAGAAACGGCAUGCGUCCUUUGGCUUCACUGGCAGGAUCGAGGAGACGUAUCUCUUCAUCUUGGCAGUGGCGCUGGCGGGAUUUGGGCUCGGCCUUCCGAAGGAGACGGGCGGCACGCCGCUGGUGCCGAUGGGCUUCGCACCGGGCUCGCUCUUCCAGCCAGAGCUGCUGGUGAUUGUGCUGGGUUGCUCCUUCAGUCAAGCCAACUUGACCGGGCAUCGCGAGAACAACUUGGAUGCUGUAGUAGGCGGAGUCUGGGUUUUUGGCCAGAUCUUCCUUUUCAGCAUGAUCGGCAGCAAGAUAGAUGUCACAGUCUUCGUGCAAGCCACGCGGGUGCUUCCCAUGCUCGUCAUCGGCCUCGUGUGCCGCUUCUGUGGGAUUUCUCUGGCCAUUCUAGUAUGCCAUUGGCUGGAGCACUUCGGAAGCAGCCCUGGCACCGUCAAGCCGCUGGGGUUGAACUAG